CGACAAGAGAUACAACACAACACUACAUAAAGAGAUCUAAGACGACAACAUGUUAGCAGCACAAAACAUGGUACAAACAUUAUUCCGUACAGACUACAGCACAAGGGGCUGAAGGUAGAGGCAACAAUACAUCGCGCAAAUCAGCCACAACUUUCAGCUGAGAAUCCGUCUCUGAAAGCAGAGGUCAGGGAGGCCCUCACUCUGGUGGGUUAUAACAACCCUGUUAAAGGCCUAGGCAUCAGGGUUCGACGGAGGGCGAAUCAGACCUAUCGGCUGCCUUCGAUACUGUGAACCAUCAGAUCCUCCUCUCCACCCUCUCCGAGUUGGGCAUCUCUGGCGCGGCCCACGCUUGGAUUGCGUCCUACCUGACAGGUCGCUCCUACCAGGUGGCGUGGCGAGAAUCUGUCUCCUCACCACGCGCUCUCACCACUGGUGUCCCCCAGGGCUCUGUUCUAGGCCCUCUCCUAUUCUCGCUAUACACCAAGUCACUUGGCUCUGUCAUAACCUCACAUGGUCUCUCCUAUCAUUGCUAUGCAGACGACACACAAUUAAUCUUCUCCUUUCCCCCUUCUGAUGACCAGGUGGCGAAUCGCAUCUCUGCAUGUCUGGCAGACAUAUCAGUGUGGAUGACGGAUCACCACCUCAAGCUGAACCUCGGCAAGACGGAGCUCCUCUUCCUCCCGGGGAAGGACUGCCCGUUCCAUGAUCUCGCAAUCACGGUUGACAACUCCAUUGUGUCCUCCUCCCAGAGCGCUAAGAACCUUGGCGUGAUCCUGGACAACACCCUGUCGUUCUCAACUAACAUCAAGGCGGUGGCCCGUUCCUGUAGGUUCAUGCUCUACAACAUCCGCAGAGUACGACCCUGCCUCACACAGGAAGCGGCGCAGGUCCUAAUCCAGGCACUUGUCAUCUCCCGUCUGGAUUACUGCAACUCGCUGUUGGCUGGGCUCCCUGCCCGUGCCAUUAAACCCCUACAACUCAUCCAGAACGCCGCAGCCCGUCUGGUGUUCAACCUUCCCAAGUUCUCUCACGUCACCCCGCUCCUCCGCUCUCUCCACUGGCUUCCAGUUGAAGCUCGCAUCCGCUACAAGACCAUGGUGCUUGCCUACGGAGCUGUGAGGGGAACGGCACCUCAGUACCUCCAGGCUCUGAUCAGGCCCUACACCCAAACAAGGGCACUGCGUUCAUCCACCUCUGGCCUGCUCGCCUCCCUACCACUGAGGAAGUACAGUUCCCGCUCAGCCCAGUCAAAACUGUUCGCUGCUCUGGCCCCCCAAUGGUGGAACAAACUCCCUCACGACGCCAGGACAGCGGAGUCAAUCACCACCUUCCGGAGACACCUGAAACCCCACCUCUUUAAGGAAUACCUAGGAUAGGAUAAGUAAUCCUUCUCACCCCCCCCCCCAAAAAGAUUUAGAUGCACUAUUGUAAAGUGGCUGUUCCACUGGAUGUCAUAAGGUGUAUGCACCAAUUUGUAAGUCGCUCUGGAUAAGAAAAUGUAAAUGUAAAUGAAAAUGUAAAUGUAAUGUAAAUGUUAGUUGGCUGUUCAUAGCCAAACUUUCAGAGGUUGAGACAGCAGGUGCGGGACAAAGUAGCACGUCCGGAGAACAGGUCAGAGUUCCAUAGCUGCAGGCAGAACAGUUGAAACUGAUCAGUUGGACUGGGGACAGCCAGGAGUCAUCAGGCCAGGUAGUCGUGAGGCAUGGUCCUAGGGCUCAGGUCCUCCUGGAGGGGAGGGAGAGAGGGAAGUGAUGAGAAGACUGAUCAGAGAAGACUGGAUCCAGAGGUUGUAUUUGCAAAAUAUACAAGCAUUGAAAAAUUGUAAAAAAUAAUUGUCAAAUAUAUCAUUUUGAAAACUACAAACUUAAAUGUUCUUUAGCAGAAUAACCUCCACACGAGGACUAAGGCAAGAUGCCUUAAAUAAACUGCAAAAUGUCCAUAAACUCACACAUCUGAGAUGAAUAUGGCAGAGUAAUACAGACAGCAUGUUGUCUGACAAGCAGCCCUCCGUGAAUGAGGAGAACGAGGAUCCUAAAUGGACCUUCCCUAACCUGGCAUAAACCCUUCUCACCUUUAAACAGAAAUUCUCAAUGACAACGGCUGAUUGUUAACUCAUGAAUGAAAACAAAGACAUUAUUUGCACAAACAUUAAUGUUUUAGCGUAACAAUGAAACACCCCUUAAAUGGGAUAAACCAAGUACAAAUAGUGGUGAGUAGAACAAGUUGAUAGAACAGAAGA
This is a messenger RNA of Oncorhynchus keta (chum salmon), 2239 nucleotides long. RefSeq lists its product as uncharacterized. The transcript is spliced from 3 exons. NCBI's taxonomy places the organism in Eukaryota, Metazoa, Chordata, Actinopteri, Salmoniformes, Salmonidae. Bases 627 to 1376 code for a protein of 249 amino acids. The record is from RefSeq and is a predicted model, not a curated record.